CACAAAUUCAUCGCAUGGAAGAGACAAAGCCCUCGUCUCGUGGGCCCGAAAAGAUAAUUAUAUUUUUUUGGCACCAGCCAGACGAUCGAUUUCACGAAUGGAUGUCAUCUAGAACAACAUUUACGUGAAGAAAGUUACAAUGAAUGUUGUAAUCUUCGACGGAAUUGUUCUCCGUGCAGCUUUAGGCAUGAUAUGUCGUUUGGUGCUUGGUUCACCGUUCACUCAAUGGCGUUACGAUGCUCCAACAAUCUGUUCUCAGGAGGCCCAUCCCUGAUUAGGCUACCAAAAAAGAAACAGCUAAAGGAGACUACCAAAAACGGGAGAUUUAAUGAGGAAAUAAGGAGAUUGUGUGAGAGCAACAAUCUGGGAGAAGUAUUUUCUUUCUUCUAUUCUAAUAAUGCGCCCUCCUCUUCCUUCUUAUAUGGGUGUCUUCUUCAGUCCUGUACUAGAAAUAGAUUUCUUGAAGGUGGGGUUCGUGUCCAUCUUCAAAUCAUCAAAAGUGGAUUUAAAUUGGAUGGGUUUGUGCUCAUAAGCCUCCUCAAUAUGUACAUAAAAUGUGGCUAUUUACAACUUGCACGCAAAGUGUUUGAUGAUAUUACCCCUAAGAGCUUGAUAGCUUGGAACACAAUGAUUUCUGGGUAUUGCAGUUGCGGGGCUCUGAAUGAAGCCCUGGCUUUGUUUAAAGGGAUGUUACUGGAGGAACAUCAACCUGAUCAAUACACGCUUUCGUCCAUCAUUAAGGGUUGCCAAGACCACCAUGAUUUAUUGCAGGGAGAACAGUUACAUUCCCUUGCAAUUAAGUUUGGUUAUGUAGAGGAUGAGUUUGUUAUUAAUGCUCUGAUUGAUUUGUAUGCCAGUUGUGCUUCCAUAGACGAUGCUUUCAGAGUUUUCGAUGGUAGCCUUCAGAAGAGUGCUACAACGUGGAAUUCCAUAAUGGCAAGAUCAGUAGAGCAUGAACUUUAUUCCGAGUGUGCGUCUUUGUAUAUGAAAAUGAAAGAGAAUGGUGUGGCUGCCACAGAGUUCACUUUCAGCAGCAUAUUGCGGGCUUGUACGGGGUUAGAAAAGAUUGAUGUGGGGGAUCAGGUUCAUGCCCAAGUUAUCGUUCAUGGAUUUAUUUCAGAUAUUGUCAUCAGAAGUGCACUUCUUGAUUUGUAUGUGAAAUGUGGGGAUCUCAGAAAAGGAAGAAAAUUGUUUGACAGCAUGCAUGUGAAAAAUGUGAUUAUCUGGAAUACGUUAAUUAGAGGUUAUGGUUUGCAGGAUAAAGUGGAAGAAGCUUUCUUGCUCUUUAAAAUGAUGCGAUACGAGGGGCUUGUGUUGGAUAUUUUCACAUUUCCUGCUGUACUUUCUGGUGCAACUAGUGAUCAUGUCUUCAAAGAGUAUACAGGAGUUCAUGGUCUUAUAAUUAAGACUGGGUAUCAAAGAGAUCCUUUUGUAGGUACAGCUCUAGUUGCCAUGUAUUCUGCAAAUCAAAGCCUUGAAGAGGCUCGUUAUGCCUUUGAGGACAUUGAGUUGAAGGAUGUAGCUUCUUGGUCUUCGAUGAUUGCAGCAAAUGUGCAGAAUGGUGAAGUUCAAGAGGCCCUCAGGAUUCUUCAUCAAGUCCUAGAACUGGGUAUCAAACCUAACCAAUUCAUGUACUCGACCGUGUUUUCAGGUUGUUCCAAGAUAUCAUCACUUGAGAUUGGCAAGCAGAUUCACAGCCAUGGCAUCAGAAGUGGUUUCUUCUGUGAUGGGCCUGUGAGCAAUUCACUUCUCACCAUGUAUUCAAAUUGUGGUUGCAUCACAGAAGCGAGGAAAAUCUUCAAAUCAGUAUCAGAACCUACAGUUGCUUCUUACAAUGCCAUGAUAUCUGCUCUUGCUCAGCAUGGGGACGCUAAUGAAGCUUUUCUGCUCUUUAGAACAAUGCAAUUUGAAGGACUUGAACCCGACAGCAUAACAGUACUGGGAGUUCUUUCAGCUUGUAACCAUGCUGGCCUCGUUGAUGAAGGUCAUGAAUUCUUCUAUACAGUUAAAGAAAGCCAUGGGAUUGAUUUAAACUAUCAGCACUAUGCAUGUGUUGCUGAUAUUUUGUCUAGAGCUGGUCGAUUAGAUGAAGCAGAGAGAUUUAUAUCUAACAUGCCUUUUGAGCCUGGUCCUUCUGUUUGGCUGGCUUUACUGGGUGCAUGCCGGAAACAUGGAAACAUUGAGCUUGGAAGCAAAGUUGCUAAAUUACUAAUUGAGAUGGAACCAGAUGAGGCAAUCACUUACGUGCUCCUGACUAACAUCUAUACGUCCCUCGGUAGAAUGGACGAGGCUAAAGACAUAAGAGAUUUGAUGAAAACAAGAGGAAUCAAGAAAGACCACGGUGUUAGUUGGAUAGAGAUAAGAGGUGAAAUGCACUCUUUCGUUGUUGAGGAUCAAAAACACCCAUGUUGCAGUGAAAUAUACAGGAAACUCGAUAUCUUGAUUAGUCGUAUCAAAGAAGUCGGAUAUGUUCCAGACAUGACUUCUGCAUCGUUUGAGUGGGAUGACGUGGAGAGGGAACGUUCGUUGUUUUACCACAGUGAGAAGCUGGCAAUUACCUUUGGCCUUCUGACUUCGACACCUGGAACUGUGAUCAGGGUCAUGCAGAACCUUAGGAAUAUGGACGUCCCGAGAAUUAAUGCAUGCAGCUACAGGAGGCCUCGUUCCUAACAUGCCUUUGCCCUUUGGUCUAAAGGCAUUAGUUGACAGAGCCAAGUACUCAAAGCAUGCAACUGCAGCCAAGAGUUUUAUAAGACCAUAUACGAAAGUGAUUAUCGCUUGGUGCCAUGAACAAGAAGAUGUGAAGUCGACUUCUAGGAGACGGCGGUCCAGUUUCUCAUGAAAAACACGAGGAUUGAAGGUUAAAGCUACCUCGAUGCUGUUCAGCCUAGACAAAAGACCAUGCUGGAAAUUAUUCUUAAGAAAAUGAAAUGUCUGUUCGAUAGAACUGUAAAGCAACUCUAUGUAUGAACUUGUAGCGCGUCAUGACUCAUGAGCUUAAGCUUUGCAAGCGAAGCCAAAUGACAAGUCAAAUGUAACUGUUGUCGAUACUCGAUACUUCUUUGAAGGCAAAUGGUUGCUCGAAUCAAGAUUUCAUUCGAGCUUAGUUUAGUGGGUUUAAUUC
Messenger RNA from Nymphaea colorata (pocket water lily), 3124 nucleotides. RefSeq names its product pentatricopeptide repeat-containing protein At2g01510, mitochondrial-like. Gene Ontology annotation, biological process: RNA modification. The coding region runs from base 193 to 2670 and encodes 825 amino acids. The record is from RefSeq and is a predicted model, not a curated record. Lineage: Eukaryota; Viridiplantae; Streptophyta; Magnoliopsida; Nymphaeales; Nymphaeaceae. The transcript is spliced from 2 exons. Gene Ontology annotation, molecular function: RNA binding; zinc ion binding; protein binding.